AUGAUGAAUUGUCGAGUUAGACUACGGGAAAUAAUGCUGCUCUCGUUUAUGUAUCGUCAUACCCGGUAUCAUGGAUAUCGUCAUUCAUACUCCGUGGAUCCAGCGACAGUCGAACUGGCAGACAAUCCCCCGCCAUAUAUACCCUCCUCCGCCGCUCCCGACCAUCCUGAUUCCCCUCUAUCUCUUGCACCCCCGCCGCCACCUCGCACCAUUUCCGCCUCGGGCGGUUUUCCCGCAGCGUCCCCCCAUAACUCCGCAAUCGGUGAUCAGUCAGGCACAAGAGGUACUGGUGGAAUAUCGUCCAGACUAUCUCGCCGACGUCGCCGUAGUAUCACACCUACUUCUCGAGGUCUGACAAGCGAGGGGACGGGAGGUCUUGCGGGAGGUACGGCAAGCGAUACCGGCCAUCAAGAAACCGAGCAUCACACUUCAUCGGUGGGCUACACACCAUCCCCCAAGCGCAGGCGCCUGGCAAAUAUGCGUCCCGAUGGGAUAUCUAGUACAAAUGGCUCUUCCCACACCCUUAAUGGCUCGCCGGCAUCCCCGUCGCAGAAGGCGGCGUUCCCGUUAGCACUCAACGGUCAAGCUUCGCAUACAACAUCGAACGGAGACUUGCACACGAAUGGAUCACAAAAGUCAAAACUAAACUCUUCAACCUACUUCGGCCACGAUCGUGAAGAGGUUACGAGAAUCUUGAUACAAAGUCUGUACGAGCUCGGGUAUGACGGUGCGGCAUCAUUGUUGAGUAAGGAGAGUGGUUAUCAGCUGGAAAGCCCAGCGGUUGCAACGUUCAGAAACGCGGUUCUUGAAGGUCGAUGGGCUGAGGCGGAACAUAUCCUGGUUCAGUCAUUUAAUUAUGACCGGGAUGAAGGCAGGGGAGGGGGUCACGGCGAGCAGCUUGCCAACAAGGAGAGACUAGUCUUAGUGAAACAUGCUGAAAAGAACGAAAUGCUCUUCCAUCUCCGACAACAGAAAUUUCUAGAGCUGCUGGAGGCUCGGGAUUUGGGCGCGGCAUUAAUGGUUCUCCGCCAGGAGCUCACGCCCCUCAAUUAUGACAUUGGCCGUCUACAUGCUCUUUCAAGCCUCCUUAUGUGCCCGCCAGAACAUCUUCAUGAUCAGGCAGGAUGGGACGGACCCAUAAGCUCUUCUCGAGAACGUUUGUUAUCGGAAUUAUCAAAGUCUAUCUCACCUUCUGUUAUGAUCCCCGACAAUCGCCUUGCUAUCCUCCUAGACCACGUCAAGCAGAAUCAGAUCAAUCAAUGUCUGUAUCACAAUACUGCAAAUCCGCCUUCGCUAUAUUCGGAUCACAUGUGCGAUCGAAAAGAUUUCCCCCUAAGAACAGAGAUCCAACUUAAUGAGCAUCGAGAUGAAGUGUGGUGGUGUUCAUUCUCACAUGAUGGGACUAGGCUGGUCACAGCUUGCAAAGAUUCCACAGUGAUUAUUUACGACACGAAUACUUUCACUGUGCUUCACACACUCAGGGAGCAUACGGAUGGCGUUGUGCACUGCGAAUUCAGCCCCGACGAUUCCAAGCUCAUUACCUGCUCUCAGGACAAGACAGCCCGCGUAUGGAAUGUCGAGACUGGCCGCUGUCUUUUGACCAUAAAUCAUCAUCGGCAACCAGUGACAUCUGCAGCAUGGGCUCCAGACGGGGAGACAUUUGUCACAGCUUCUCUCGAUCUUAGCUCGCAGUUGUGCCAUUGGAGCAUGCGCGGCGGGCAGGUCCUGCACACUUGGCAUGGAGGGUUUCGUGUACAAGACUGUACCAUGACCCCCGACGGUCGGAGACUGGUUGCGGCAGAUUUGGAGGGGAAGCUGCAUGUCUACAACUUCGCCACGCGUGAUGAAGAAUAUUGCCUUACAACAAAGAGCAGGCCGACAUCAGUGGCUGUUAGCAAAGACUCGCGAUAUUUGCUCGUAAACUUGGCCGACAAUCAAUUGCAGCUCAUCGACCUUAAUACGACAGAUGUCGUACGGCGCUUCCAGGGGCAAAAACAGGGCAAUUUCGUUAUCCGCAGCGUCUUCGGAGGCGCUGCUGACAACUUUAUCGUUAGCGGGAGCGAAGAUUCUCGUAUUUAUAUCUGGCACAAGGAGAAUGGAACUCUCGUCGAAGUCCUGGAGGCACAUACACGAGGAUGUGUGAAUUCGUUAUCAUGGAACCCAUCUAAUCCGGGAAUGUUCGCCUCUGCAGGCGAUGACUGCAUGGUCAGAAUAUGGACCAGAGAACGCGAUACGCGAUCGAGUGCUGCAGCGGGUAAGCGCAGGGCCGUGUCAGGAAACGGAUUUGCCCGCACCAGUUCUCUGCGUUCGACAUCACGGUUUUAGAAGGUCACUCUCUCCGGGCUGCAGCAAUGCCUCGUGUUGCAUUUCCGAUUGUUGUUCCCCUUCGUCACUGAAGGGGACCUUCAAUCAGCUGAUGAGAGUUUCCCAUCUAUAUCCAGGUUAUCGCUGCCAGGCUCUUCACUAUCACUCACCCCUUGAUCCCUGCAUAUAAGCAUUUUCUGGUCUUUCCAGUGAUUCUACAUAAUAAAGGUGUGCAGGCGCCACUGUUUUGGUACACACUCGUAUAUGUUGUGCAUCGAUUCCUCCAACUACCUUUCUCCGCUCAAUUAUCUCAGCAUUGCCCUGUCAUACCCUAUCACACAUUGCAGCCGCAUUCGCCAUGCGCUCAUCUACAUACAACGACUUCACCUGCUAGUUCCCUCUUCACCCCUCCUCCCUGCGGAGCUGUUUUCUUCUCUCCCGCCUUCUUUCUUCUUUUU
Messenger RNA from Aspergillus saccharolyticus JOP 1030-1, 2762 nucleotides. RefSeq names its product WD domain protein. Lineage: Eukaryota; Fungi; Ascomycota; Eurotiomycetes; Eurotiales; Aspergillaceae. The record is from RefSeq and is a predicted model, not a curated record. Gene Ontology annotation, molecular function: protein binding. Gene Ontology annotation, biological process: proteasome-mediated ubiquitin-dependent protein catabolic process. The transcript is spliced from 7 exons. The coding region runs from base 1 to 2325 and encodes 774 amino acids. Gene Ontology annotation, cellular component: GID complex.